Lemur catta (Ring-tailed lemur) is the source of this 2336-nucleotide messenger RNA. It is a transcript of the gene CAPN13, whose product is annotated as calpain 13. The record is from RefSeq and is a predicted model, not a curated record. The coding region runs from base 191 to 2284 and encodes 697 amino acids. Gene Ontology annotation, cellular component: cytoplasm. Gene Ontology annotation, biological process: proteolysis. Gene Ontology annotation, molecular function: calcium-dependent cysteine-type endopeptidase activity; calcium ion binding. The transcript has 23 exons. NCBI's taxonomy places the organism in Eukaryota, Metazoa, Chordata, Mammalia, Primates, Lemuridae.
CUUUCACCAGGACACGGCCCUGUCCCCUGCCAGUCCCUUCCACUGGUCCCCUCCGCCACUCUCCAUUCUGCAAAACUGCUGCCGAGGAGCCUCUGGGACCUGCCCACACCUUACCGCUGACGACACACCAUUGGACUCACUGGUCUAGGAAACAGAAGGAAAGGACCUCAGAAGUCUUCCAAGGAAAGUCAUGGCGCAUAACCAGGAGCUGUUAGCAGAGACCAGCGUUAUCAAGUUCAAGGACCAGGACUUUAACUCCUUGCGGGAUCGUUGCCUAAGCAGGGGUUGGCUCUUUGAGGAUGAGACGUUCCCUCCCGUGGCUUCUUCCAUAGGCCAGAAGCUGCUCCAGGGAAAACAUCUCUCCAACCUGGAGUGGAAGCGGCCCCAGGAUUUAUCCAACGGUCCCCCUCACUUCAUCCUGGAAGGUGCAAGCAGAUUUGACAUCCAACAAGGAGAGGCAGGAGACUGCUGGUUCCUGGCGGCGCUGGGCUCCUUGACUCAGAACCCACAGUGUCUGCAGAAGAUCCUGAUGGUCCAGAGCUUUUCACACCAGUAUGCGGGGAUUUUCCGUUUCCGGUUCUGGCAGUGUGGCCAGUGGGUGGAAGUGGUGAUUGACGACCGCCUGCCUGCCAUGGGCAAAGAAUGCCUCUUUGUGCGUCCUCGAAAAGACAACCAAGAGUUCUGGCCCUGCCUGCUGGAGAAAGCCUAUGCCAAGCUGCUGGGAUCCUAUUCCCGCCUGCACCAAGGCUACCUCCCAGACGCCCUGGUGGACCUCACGGGAGGCGUGGUCAGCAAGAUCGACCUGCCCUCCUCCGCUUCCCACCUGCUGAUGGCGGUGAAGACAGCGGCCACGGAAGGCUCCCUGAUGGCCUGUUCCACCCCGAAGGCGCCCACGGACCAGGAGGAGGUGAUGGCGAACGGGCUGGUGAGUCAGCACGCCUACACCGUGACCCGGGCCGAGCAGAUUCAGUACAGAAGGGGCCAGGAGGAAAUUAUCUGCCUGUGGAACCCCUGGGGCAAAACCGAAUGGAGAGGGCGCUGGAGUGAUGGGUCUCGGGAGUGGCGGGAAACCAGUGACCCAAGGAAGAGCCAGCUGUAUGAAAACAAGGAAGAUGGCGAGUUUUGGAUGUCACACCAAGACUUCCAAGAGAACUUCUCCUGCCUGUUUAUAUGUGCCCAAACUCCAAUCACCCUGGACCAUGGAAACACGCUCCAUGAAAGAUGGUCCCCAAAGGUGUUCAUGAACCAAGUGAUCCUGAGAAAUACUGCAGGAGGACCUCAGAGUGAUGCUCACUACCCCUUCUCUGUGCAAGAGCACACGGAAGGCACCAACGUCGUCGUGUCUUUCACAGUCACUGCCAUGCCACCAAGUAUGAAAGCAGAAAACGAGGAAUUUCCACUAGACUUCCAGGUGCUCAAGUUCCUGAACCUGCCUUCCCUCUUCCCCACAAGGAUCAGCAGCCUGGACAGGGCGCAAGGGGCCGGCAAAGGGAGGAGGAGGGCAGGCGAGCAGUUCCAGCAGUUCCGGGAGAGUCUGCCGCCCACAUUUUAUUCCCCAUUCAGAAAUGCUGUCCGGGGUAUAAACUAUCAAACCAAGCGCAACUUCACAACGUCCUUCCAUCUGAGCCCUGGGACCUAUGUCGUGGUCCCUGAAACACAGAGAGAUGCAGCUAAGUUCUUGCUCCGAAUCUUCCUGAAAACGCCAGACAACGACAGGAGCCGGAGAAGCAAUUUCAGCCUCAGAGCACGGAAGGAAAGUCUUUCAGAAACCAGCUCCCAGCAAAGCAUUUUCUACAGAUACGCUCAGCAGGGGCUGGACAUAGACGCCACCCAGCUCCAGAGCCUACUCAACCAGGAACUCCUGACAGGACCCCCGGGAGACACGUUCUCCUUGGACGAGUGCCGCAGCAUCCUGGCUCUGAUGGACCUGCAAGUGAACGGGCGGCUCAACCAAGAGGAGUUCACGAGACUAUGGAGGCGCCUUGUCACCUGCCAGCGUGUUUUCCAGAACACCCAGAAGAGCCCUGGAGUCCUCCGGAGCUCAGACUUGAGGACGGCCGUAGCGAAUACAGACUUCCUCGCAGGCAUCUCCAUCAGCGAUGAGCUGCUGGGUCUCAUGACCCUCCGCUACAGCGACAGGGCCCACAGGGUCAGCUUCCCCAGCCUGGUCUGCUUCCUGAUGCGGCUGGAAGCCAUGGCAAAGACUUUCCGUAACCUCUCCAAGGAUGGAAAAGGACUCUACCUGACAGAGGAGGAGUGGAUGAACCUGGUCAUGUACAACUGAGGCAAGACGUAGAGCUGACCUCACAGUUCAGGUAAGGCCUGUGGCUUCGGAA